Messenger RNA from Manduca sexta (tobacco hornworm), 867 nucleotides. RefSeq lists its product as uncharacterized. NCBI's taxonomy places the organism in Eukaryota, Metazoa, Arthropoda, Insecta, Lepidoptera, Sphingidae. The transcript is spliced from 2 exons. The record is from RefSeq and is a predicted model, not a curated record. Bases 15 to 695 code for a protein of 226 amino acids.
CCACAGGAUGUCUUAUGGGCAAGAUGGGCGUCCUCAGCAGGUACGGCUUCAUGGACCACUUCCAGAUGAAAGACCGCAUCCGCAAGUUCAGCAACGGCUUCGACGAGUGGAAGCCAUGGACUGAUGUCUACCUCGGCGCCUUUACCAACAUACCUCUAUACAGGGACUAUUGCAACUCGCCUAAGAAACUGUUGAAUCUCCUUGACGCUAUGAUUAUGACAUGCCCAGUAUCAAGAAGGAAGGACACGCCGCAGUGCGCUAAAGUCUUCACAGAGAUGACGCACUCCAUCCCAGUACAUGAGCAGAACAUAACAAAGGUGAAACUCGACCGAAUUUUGAACCACUUCCACCACGUUUUCUGGCCGGUCUCAACACAAGGCAAUCAUGCAUCUCAAAAACACUACAAAAUUGUCAAAAAGCCAAUCUACGAUUAUGGAAUUUUAAAGUCCAAGAAUGAACCAAAAGUCCAGAUCAUUGAUGUGAAGCCGGUGCCUAAAAAGCCGUUGGUACUUGUUCCAGUUUAUUUGAGGUUGCCAGCGCAAAAUAACCUUUCGCGACCAUAUGCCAACGAUGGUGUUUGGAGAAGUAACCCGUUUUGGUUGCAUACUCAAAUUGCGCUGGCUCAUUUGAAUACUACCACUACCGCUUCUCCCAAUCCUACCAUUGCUACAAAAACUACUACACCCACAGCCUGAAUUCGAUAUUCAAAAAUAUUUUGUACAGGUUCAAUGUACUUUAACUUGUGAAAUAACCAUAAAUAGGUAUAUAUUUUUGUGAAAUUAUCACGUACAAAAAUAAUGAUGUUAUAAGAAUUUCUAAUACGGAAUUUAUAAUAAAUAUUUUUUAACAGUUGGGCUCCACGAUAUU